GAGAUAGAGUACUUGCAACUUGCCGUCGUGCAGCGCUUAGCUUAGCUUCGAUUUCGGCCCCAGGUGGCCCGUUCGCCGACAGACACGGUCGGUAGAUGCAAGCACGGCAUCGACGGCGGAGCGAACAACUGCAAUACAUUGCACCUCAGCUGCCAAGAAUCGGCGCGUCAAUCAUGGUCCGACCUAUACUCGCUUGCUUGAACGAAGUGAAUCUCCGCAAGAUGUUAGGUGGGCUUCGGUGAGCCUGUUCGGACAUUGUGUGGGUCCCUAAACCGAGCGGCACCGAGUCGGUUCCUGACCUGCAUCUGACUGCGCUGACACGACGAUGUCAACACCACCGGCAGGAGAUGCGCCCGGCACUGGGAAACGGGACAACCAUACGCCGAGCUGCACCGUUUGCCAGAGACGGAAAGUGAAAUGUGAUCGAGUCUUUCCCUGCGCCCCCUGCAAGAAAACCGGCCUGCAAUGCGAAUUCAAGCCUCGCGACUCGAGAGGCCGAAAGAGAGUCAAGUAUACGCAUGACGAUGACUCGCGUAUUGGCGCCAAUCGAAUUGGAAGGGUGCAAGUGGACGAUCCGGAGGGACAACGAUACUCGUCUGCGACAGAUGAGCAUGCGCGGAGACGGAAGAGCUCACAGACAGAGCAUGAUCAAGCUGAGAAUGCCCGGCUUGUGACUCAUGAUGGCGCGGUGCGGUAUGUGAAUAACCAUCUUUGGGGCGCGAUCUCGCCACCGAAAGCAACCAGGAAUGAUGCUGCUGCUGGGGCCACCACUGGAACCACGCCGAGCGCGAAUAGUGGCUCCCUACACCGCUCGCCCAGAGGCGUUACGGGUAACAGCAUCUACGAGAAUGCUGUGUCGUCUGGGUAUGAGCUUGCGAAGGAGAAGCCUACGCGAUCUCCGCAGUACGAUGGAGGUGCAGAACGUCACUUCUUGUUCUCCGAAUCACAGCGAUUAUCCGUUCCUCGACAGAUACAUCAACCACCGGCGAACAUUACCAUACAGCUGUGGCAGACAUAUCUGAGCAACGUCGAUCCGCUCAUGAAGGUAUGCCAUGCACCGACGGUACAACAGACUAUUCUGGGCCAGAUUGGAAGGCCUGCGCCGCCGCCUCCUCUCCAAGCACUUGCGAGCGCUAUAUACUUCAUUAGCGUUGCGUCGUUACAGGACGAUGAGUGCCAGGCGCUGUUGCACAUUCCUCGCAGCGAGCUUCUAACAGCGUAUCGACGAAUGACCGAGGACGCGCUGUCCGCUGCUGGGUUUGUCACGAGUACAGAGCUUGCUGUGCUGCAAGCAUUCGUUCUGUACCUUGCUGCGCUGCGUAGCAUAGGCGACAAUGCCACCGUGUGGUCUCUUGCCGGUGUAGCGAUUCGCGUUGCAGGCACGAUGGGUCUGGCGCGUGAUGGGAGUGUACUGCGCCUACCACCGUUUGAAUCAGAAAUGCGCAGACGGCUGUGGUUCGCUCUCGUCUAUCUCGACGCUCGUACGGCAGAGCUUGUCGGACAAGAUGGCGAUCUGUUGGUGCAAAACUACGACGUGCAUCUUCCAGCCAACCUGAAUGACUCCCAGCUGUUCCCGGAUAUGCAAAGGUUGCCGGAGAGCAAGCCUGGAGCCACGGAGAUGGUCUAUGUCAUGUUCCGAGCCAUCGUUCCGAGCACCAUCAAAUCAACCAUUGGGCUGGCAGGUGCCGGUGGCACUUGGAAACAAAUGCGAGCGAGCGGCAUCCCAGCGACAUACAAAGCCACCGUCGUCGAAGCGCUUGAAAGCAUGUUCAACGAGGAAUUCCUCAGUUUCUGCGACCCUACAGUGCCACUACAGAGGUUCACGAUGAACGCUGUGCAAACGAUUCUGACAAAGUUCCGACUUGUCGGAAAUAUCUCGCCCAGCCGCAGUCCGGUCAACGCCGACCCCGCAGAUGUGGUCUCCGAGAAUGAGUUUGAGCAGAGUAUGAAAAUGAUGCAGCUGCAACUGGAUCUCUUCCUCGACCCAAGCUUGCAAAAGUGGCGAUGGCACUGGCAGGGCCAGUUUCAAUGGUAUGCAUUAGCCGUGCUGAUCCGUCAAACGAGGCUUCGUGAGCCUUCUGCGAAGACCAGCAGAGCCUGGGGCAUCCUUCGUCAGGUCUUCGACACCGUCAUGCCGACGCUGGAGCUGGCACCACAUAAAAGUCCCCUUUUGAGUGCUAUUCGCGAGCUCUUCAACUCCGCUGCACAUGGGCAAGACACGUCGAAUGCGACACCCGCUACCAUCAAGUUUGGCAGCACACCAGCGAGCGCGGUUGCGACGCCCAGUACGUGGCGUCCAGGUACAACCCCGCACAAUGCUCUGCUACCUGGGAUGAGCGCAAGCGUGUCGACACCCGCGCCGGCCACCAACCUUAUAAAUGGCAUAGGCGAUUUUUCGCUUAAUCUUGACUUCGAUGCAAUUGACUGGGCGGAGUUUGACCGAUUGACAACCGAGCUUUGUGGCCAACCUACAGGGUGAGAAUCGUUCAGUCUGUGAAUCUCAGACCCCAUGAAGUUGCUGGCUCUGGUCAACUGGUAGCCCUGAGAAGACGAAGUGAGUAUUACAAUUCCGUAGCUACUGAAGACAGUUACCACCAAAGCAGUAUGGUCUCCGCGAGUCCAAUGUAUCAUAUGCUUAUGGGCGACGAAGACGGCCACCUGAUGGGUGAAUGUACGCGCAGGCUGGUCUGAGUGACCACAGCAAGGCUCCCCGAGCCAGCGAUCGCCAUCUGAGGAGCAUUUCGUGGGACGUCUUCAGCAUUAUGGUGAAAGUGCGGCCGACGCAGAUGAGGUAUCGUGCUUGUCCAUGGUUAUUGCAGCGUGCUUCCUCUGACAUAACGUCGCUUGAGACAAUCAUUGG
This is a messenger RNA of Baudoinia panamericana UAMH 10762, 2860 nucleotides long. RefSeq lists its product as uncharacterized. The transcript has a single exon. Gene Ontology annotation, biological process: regulation of DNA-templated transcription; DNA-templated transcription. Bases 326 to 2479 code for a protein of 717 amino acids. The record is from RefSeq and is a predicted model, not a curated record. Lineage: Eukaryota; Fungi; Ascomycota; Dothideomycetes; Mycosphaerellales; Teratosphaeriaceae. Gene Ontology annotation, molecular function: DNA-binding transcription factor activity, RNA polymerase II-specific; zinc ion binding; DNA binding.